Messenger RNA from Danaus chrysippus (African queen), 642 nucleotides. Lineage: Eukaryota; Metazoa; Arthropoda; Insecta; Lepidoptera; Nymphalidae. The record is from the annotation of a GenBank genome assembly.
AUGAUGAACUCUUUGCAGAACUCUGUUAAAUAUCUAAGGCUGGUAAAUUUAAAGACAGCAUUAAAUACGCUGAAAGAAUGCAAAACGUUGCCAGUACUUAAAGAACCACAGGAUAUUAUAUCGAAAGCUAGAGUCGUAAACUUUACUCCGCGUAGUAUUAACUUUGGUAUAAACGAUGCACCGAGUAAGAAACAUCAGGAUCCCAUUACCUAUAUACCAAUAGUAAACCCAAGAUCGAUUUUGCCACUGAUUGAUAAUGAAUGGAAAAAGGAUGAGAUUGGUUUACCGGCUCUUGAAAAAGAAGAAAAGCAUGCCGUGAGGUUGAUUGUAAUUAGAAGGAGAAAGAUGAAGAAACAUCAGAGAAAUAAGUUGUGGAAAAGAAUGAGGCAUCGCUGGGCAAGGGUGAAGAAAAAUCGUCGUAUCAAGAAAGAGAAGAUCUUCCAGAACGAGCUUUUUGCGAUGGUGAAAGAGGCUAAUGAAUUUUCUGCCGAGCAAUAUGUGGCGAGUAAACUAGAGAAAGCCAAUCACACUCCGUUACCUACGAGGUGGAAACACAAACGUCUGCCGGAGUUCAUCAUCAGGCAACUGCUGGGGAUCGAUAAGAAAAUUAAUUACCAACUCACAGACAAAUAUAAGGUUUAG